UUUUCAAUUUAUUACAAAGUGACACUGUUGAAAAUUUAAGACCCUCUACCAGCUUUCAACUUGUCGCAUUUCCAACUCUGAAUGAUGGAUAUGCAAUUGUGUAUGCUAACUCGACUAAUAACUAUACAGCUUUUGACCCGAUAUCUGAUCAACUUACCGCAAAAGCAGGAAUAUACGCAAUAUUAUUAACUUAUAAUCAAACAAAAUCAAGCCAAAGAACCAUUUUAUAUGAAAUGACUACUCCUAAUAUAACGUUUGCCGACUUGCAUUGCUCGGUAGAUUACGUUUUCAUUGGUCAUAUAUGCACUAUACGCGCACUACGAACAAUUUUGAACCCACCGCCCACUGUCAAUGUCACGUAUUCAAACGUAACCACAACCACAGUUGCUAGCGCUACGACGACUGCGGCUGUACAAGUUAUCACUCCAGUUAAUGUCACUGUGGUUAACAACACUGCUCCGCUUAAUAUAACUAUAAAUCCAUUUUAUUUCAGAAUACGUUUUCUUUCCACUGGCUCUGUAAUGUCAUUAAAUCCAAUAUUCAACAUAUCUUUUGAUGCCUUUGAAUUGCUUAGAAACUUGCCUCAUGGGGGAUAUACACAUGUAACACGACAAGUUAAUAUUACUAGAGAAUCUUUAAAUUUCAGCUUUAGUCUUUAUGAUGAAUAUGAUAAGCCACCAUCCAAUAAUUGGGUGUUUCCACAGCUGCCAAUUCUCUCAAAUCUAUAUGGUGCAUUUCUUAUAUUAGACAAUAAUACCAUGUUAGUGGCACUAAAUGAAUCAACCAGUGCUUGGAGACUUCUUGCGAUAGAUCUUCCGCUACUUGCUCCGCCUCCACGUGCUGAUAAUGGUUAUGGUAAUUUACAAAUAAGUUCAACAUAUCCUCAACUAAACGCUAAUGGCCUGCCCUUGAAUACCGAUAUGAUCAACGUUACGUUCUUUGAUCGCAUUUCGUUUUCAAAUGGCAAUUUAACAAUUUACCAGAAAAUUGGCGAAACUAAUGUUCCUCGAUUGUUGAUUAAUUCAAGAACUUGUGAUUCUAGUGUAUGCAUUUCUUCAAAUACCUCCAUUAGCCUCACAAUUUUUGCGUGCAUCUUCAAUGAUCCGGGCGGUGAUAUCCGUGGAAAACUACGGUUAACAGCAAGUGGAUCUACAUAUUUUAAACAAUUAAUAUCUAAUUCUGGAGUAGAUCAAUUUUUUACUGAAUUAAUAAAAGAUCUCUUAAUUAUAAUUCCCACUGAGCAAGGAAGAUUAGAUUCAAAUAAACAUUAUCAAAUUGAUUCAUCUUCACCCAAUGCUAAUCAAUUUCUUAUCUCACUUACCAUUUAUGAGAUGAGGAAUGGCAACAAAAAGAAUUCUACUGCAAUCAAAGAUGAUCUAAACCAACUAAUAAGAAAUAAAGGUGUUACAGCCAUAUCAUUAUUUGGAAAUAAAACAACUCUGCUAGACAGUGAAUAUGGUUUUCAACAAGCCGCCUUUUCAAUAAUAUUUUUGGGAAAAGAUGAAUUCAAAACAUGGUUUACAAAAUACGGAAGGGCUGCUACUUCAUUUGCAUUGUUAUCUGGUACAAAUAUUGAUGUAAUGUUAAUAUUAAAAUCGAAUUUGAUGGAUCUUGAACUUUUCCGGGCUCCAUUAUCAGAUAAAGCAGUAACAUCAAUUUUUUGGGGAUCUUGCGCUGACAUAAUUCUGCAAGAUAUACCACAAUUUGUUAUUCAGAUACUUUAUGUACUUUCUAGUGUCGAAUACGAAAUUCUUCCAUUGUUCGCUUUAAUAGCUUCGGGUCUUUCAACUCUUUCAAAUGUGCUUAGUAAAUUAUUCUUUAUUAAAUUUGAUACAUAUUCACCUUAUUUAAGUAAUUUUUAUGAUCAUCAUAUGGUCGGAUCAAGCAGUCAAGAUGAGAAAAAAAGUGACUCUG
Molecule: messenger RNA, 1914 nt
Organism: Racocetra persica
Lineage: Eukaryota; Fungi; Glomeromycota; Glomeromycetes; Diversisporales; Gigasporaceae
Source: the annotation of a GenBank genome assembly